AUGGCCCCCCGUAUUCCCGCCGCCCGGUCCACAGAGACCCUCUGCUACGGCGUCGCCACCGUCGGCGCCUUCCUUCCCAUCUACCUUAUGCUUCCUGGUGCCGAGCAGCGCCUCGCCUCUCAGACAACAAAGUGGGCGCCUCGCUGGGAGAGGAACCUCUCUUACUUCACUCCGGCCGCCGAGAGGGGCAUCAAGCGCGUCGAGCCCCCUGUCUCUAACAUGGUUCGCCGUAUCGACAACCGGCUACCUCUCGAACGCAUGGCCAAGGGUCUCGACAAGCGUAUCAAGAACGGCAUCGACCGCUUCAACGUCCCCAAGUAA
Colletotrichum spaethianum is the source of this 321-nucleotide messenger RNA. RefSeq lists its product as uncharacterized. The record is from RefSeq and is a predicted model, not a curated record. Bases 1 to 321 code for a protein of 106 amino acids. NCBI's taxonomy places the organism in Eukaryota, Fungi, Ascomycota, Sordariomycetes, Glomerellales, Glomerellaceae. The transcript has a single exon.